GUCAUGCAUGUUAUGGCAGGCCCUGCAGGUAGCCGGAAUCCGGGCCCCCCUCAAGCCCUGUACACGGUCCUCUUAAUAAUGCUGGUCGUGAUGAGCUUGGCGUUUGGUGAGUUUGAGCAUUAUGAUCAAGAACCCCUUCAUCAGAUUCACUUAAACAAAUACCUAAGCUGCUAUCGAUGCCUCUUGGAGACCAAGGAGUUGGGAUGCCUUCUAGGAUCUGACAUCUGCCUCACCCCGAAGGGCAGCAGCUGCAUGACACUGCUCAUAAAGAACAACAGUGGUUCGGAGAUCAUGGUGAGUGACUGCCGCAGCAAGGAGCAGAUGAGUGAUUGCUCGUACACCCACACUUCUCCAGUGCUGGGCUUCUGGAUAUUCUCUCGAUGCUGCUUCCGGAAUUUCUGCAAUAACCCUCAGAACAGAAUAAAAUAUGGUCCUUAGAACUUCUGUAGAGACCUCUGGAGUAAAAACCUGCCAAUUUCCAGCCAUCCUCCUGAUUUCCACCUGGGGGCAGCCAGAACAACGUCCGGCCCCACCCACCAGCCCUCCCUGCCGCCCUCAGCAGCAGUUACUGGACCCCAGUCCUAUCUGCCUCUUGGUUGACGCCCCUCAACACCCCUAUUCCCACUCUGCCCCUUCCCCAGGCUCCCUCUCCAGAAUUCUCUGGAGUUUUCCUUCCAGUCCUCAGUCUGACAUCUUUCCUCCUGUCUGUUCCCACCGCAAGGAUGCCCCUUUACCCUGCUUUGCUUCUUUUCCCACCACAGUCCUCUCUUGU
Balaenoptera ricei (Rice's whale) is the source of this 772-nucleotide messenger RNA. RefSeq names its product lymphocyte antigen 6 family member G5C (gene LY6G5C). Bases 4 to 438 code for a protein of 144 amino acids. Gene Ontology annotation, cellular component: external side of plasma membrane. The record is from RefSeq and is a predicted model, not a curated record. Lineage: Eukaryota; Metazoa; Chordata; Mammalia; Artiodactyla; Balaenopteridae. The transcript is spliced from 3 exons.